Molecule: messenger RNA, 2778 nt
Organism: Diospyros lotus (date-plum)
Lineage: Eukaryota; Viridiplantae; Streptophyta; Magnoliopsida; Ericales; Ebenaceae
Product: DEAD-box ATP-dependent RNA helicase 24
Exons: 5
Coding region: 161-2482 (773 amino acids)
Molecular function (GO): RNA binding; RNA helicase activity; ATP binding
Source: RefSeq, a predicted model, not a curated record
GUUCCCUUUGUGUGUGUGUCUCGCAUUGUGCUGCAAUUUGCAUCGACCUCUCGUUUUUCCUUCGUGUUUAUGUAGAUUUCCAAAUUAGGGUUUAACCGGAGACACCUCUGAAUGCGAAUUUAGGGUUUCGUUCCGAGGAAGAAGAAGAACGCAAUCUCAGAUGUCAAAGCGGAAGUUCGGAUUCGAAGGAUUCGGCAUCAGUCGCCAAACAACGUACAAUUUCGAGAGGUCUCAAGCGCCGCAGAGACUCUACGUCCCACCAUCUUCCCGCUCCGGGGGCCAUGACAACUACGAGGACACCGACCUGGAUAACAUCGAAUACGAUGACCGAGAGGGUUCUACGAACGACGCCGUCGACAACGACGGCGGCGGCGGCAGUGACGAAAUCGAUCCGCUCGAUGCGUUCAUGGAGGGGAUUCACGAGGAGAUGAAGGCUGCGCCGCCUCCCAAGCCCAAGGAGAAGUUAGAGAAAUAUAGGGACGACGAGGAGGAGGACGAUCCGGUAGAGAGUUUCUUGAAGGCUAAGAAGGAUUUAGGGUUGACAUUGGCUUCGGAGGCCCUCCACGCCGGGUAUGAUUCGGAUGAAGAGGUUUAUGCUGCCGCCAAGGCAGUCGACGCCGGAAUGUUGGAGUACGACUCGGAUGACAAUCCCAUUGUGCUUGACAAAAAGAAGAUUGAGCCGAUUUUACCUUUGGAUCAUAGCUCGAUGGAGUACGAGCCGUUCAAUAAGGACUUUUAUGAGGAAAAACCUACCAUAUCAGGUAUGAGUGACCAAGAUGUUGUUGAAUACAGAAAGAGCCUGGCUAUUCGUGUGUCUGGUUUUGAUGUUCCAAGGCCGAUCAAGACAUUUGAAGACUGUGGAUUUUCUGUGGAGUUAAUGAAAAUGAUUGCUAAACAAGCUUAUGAAAGGCCUACACCAAUACAGUGCCAAGCUUUACCCAUUGUGCUUUCUGGAAGAGACAUCAUAGGUAUUGCAAAAACUGGUUCAGGAAAAACAGCUGCUUUCGUGCUUCCUAUGAUUGUCCAUAUUAUGGAUCAGCCUGAACUUGGGAAAGAAGAAGGUCCAAUUGGAGUGAUAUGCGCUCCUACAAGAGAAUUAGCACAUCAAAUAUAUUUGGAGGCAAAGAAAUUUGCAAAAUCACAUGGUAUACGUGUCUCUGCAGUCUAUGGUGGAAUGUCCAAACUUGAGCAGUUCAAAGAGCUCAAGGCGGGAUGUGAAAUAGUUGUCGCUACUCCAGGCAGAUUGAUAGACAUGCUCAAGAUGAAGGCUUUGAAAAUGUUUAGGACAACUUACCUGGUACUUGAUGAAGCUGAUCGGAUGUUUGACCUUGGAUUUGAGCCACAAAUAAGGUCCAUUGUUGGUCAGAUUAGGCCAGAUCGUCAAACUUUACUAUUUUCAGCAACAAUGCCCCGCAAAGUUGAAAAAUUGGCAAGGGAAAUCCUUACUGAUCCUGUAAGAGUUACUGUUGGGGAGGUUGGAAUGGCUAAUGAGGAUAUCACUCAAGUUGUUCAAGUAAUUCCGUCUGAUGUUGAGAAGAUGCAUUGGCUUCUUGAGAGGCUACCUGGACUUAUUGAUGAUGGCGAUGUUCUAGUUUUUGCUUCAAAAAAGGCCACCGUGGAUGAAAUUGAGUCACAAUUAGCUCAGAGGGGAUUUAAAGUGGCAGCACUUCAUGGCGACAAAGACCAGGCUUCCCGGAUGGAGACACUGCAAAAGUUUAAAUCUGGAAUUUAUCAUGUGCUUAUUGCAACUGAUGUUGCUGCUCGUGGUCUUGACAUUAAGUCGAUUAAAUCAGUGGUCAACUUUGACAUAGCAAGAGAUAUGGACAUGCAUGUCCAUCGAAUUGGAAGAACAGGCCGUGCUGGUGACAAAGAUGGAACUGCAUACACUCUUAUCACACAGAAAGAGGCAAGGUUUGCAGGUGAACUGGUUAACAGUUUGAUUGCUGCUGGUCAGAAUGUGUCCAUAGAGCUCAUGGAACUUGCCAUGAAGGAUGGGAGAUUCAGAUCCAAGCGUGAUGCAAGAAAAGGAGGUGGAAAAAUGGCUAAAGGAAGGGGAGGUGGUGGCCGGGGCGUGCGAGGUGUGGAUUACGGAAUGGGCAUUGGAUAUAGUCCUGACUCCAGUAACACAUCAUCUAGCUCUGUCCCUAGUCGUUCCUCUGUCCCUAAUCGUUCCGCUGCUGUUAGUUCACUGAGAACCGGAAUGAUGGCUCAGUUCAAAAGCAACUUUGUGGCCGCAUCGUCAAAUCCUCAAAGUCAGGCCGUAAACAACAGUUCAGGCACCUUUGCCAACAAGAGAAUGGCGUUGCCUGGUUUUGUUUCCGGUGGGUCAAUCGGAGGUGAUAUAACUCGGACAAAUACUUCAUCAACGCCUGCUCCUAUGUCAAACCCCACUAAUCACGGCUCCGGGGGAAAUGCAAGUCAACAGAUUCCAGAAAGGGAUAGACCAAGAGAAAGGCGGAGGCCCUCUGGCUGGGACCGUUAGUUUUGCAGUGAAUGAAGAUUGGCAUGUACAUGAAUGGUAUAACCUUAUCGUUUAGGUUGCUUCAAAACUUAUCUUCCAUGUAAUAUCUGUACCAUGCACAAUAAGUUGCCUCAUGUUUUCCGUGUCCCAGUUCAAGUAUAUGAUUAUAAAAUUUUCGCUAUCUGAGUAUUAUCAGAUUGUUUUGUGGUCUAGUAAUCAAUGUGAUAAUUCCCUUUUAACGGUUUCCUUACAAGUGCUAUAUGUGAGUGAGGAGGAUGGUAGAGAUGAAUCUAAAAUACCCUCAUUUAUUGUCAUCA